Molecule: messenger RNA, 1669 nt
Organism: Pseudoliparis swirei
Lineage: Eukaryota; Metazoa; Chordata; Actinopteri; Perciformes; Liparidae
Gene: tcn2
Product: transcobalamin II
Exons: 10
Coding region: 100-1380 (426 amino acids)
Biological process (GO): cobalamin transport
Molecular function (GO): cobalamin binding
Source: RefSeq, a predicted model, not a curated record
UGACAUCCUGGUAGCUGUUGUUUUGUCACACAGACCUGGCAACCCUGACUCAGCUCUACUUCGUCACACUGGAGUCACUCUCUGAGGAGGUUGCUCAGAAUGCUGUCUUUAGUCAUUAUUGCAGGCCUUCUGGCGUUUGCCUCAGGUAAACCAUGUGAUACCGAAGGAUCCAAUCGUGAGUUGUCCCUCUCACUCAAUAAGAAUCUCCUUCGCUCUCUGGAAACACAAGAAGGACUCCCCAAUCCCAGUGUCCACUUAGCUUUACGGCUUUCUGAUUAUCACAACCUCGCCAAGGAGAGUGCAUACCUGAACAGACUGAAGAGUGAAUUGCACAAUGACAUUCAAAGCUCUAUCUCUAACAGCCAGUCAGUUGUUGGCCUCUUAGCGCUUUACACUCUGGCUCUGAAGUCCUCCUGCUAUGACCUCAACACAGUCACUUUCACAGUCAGUGAGAAGAGUGAGACGCUGCUCACACACCUAAAGGAGCAGAUGGAAGACGAAAAAGAGCAUAUUGCAUUCAGCCAACGCCCUUUGACCAACUAUUACCAGUACUCUCUGGGAAUGCUUGCCCUUUGCACGAGCGGCCUCAGGGUCAACAACCAUGUCAGCAACAAGCUCAUCAAGGCUGUAGAACACGAUCACUUCAACCAUGCAGACUCUGAGAGUAUAGAUACCAUCGCCAUGGCUGGAUUGGCGCUCCAGUGUUUGAAGGAAUCAGGUUCUCAUGUGCAGAACGCUGCUGAGCUCAACACAGCCCUCGGCAAGAUCAAGCAGAAGCUCUUGGCCUCUCGUGGUACCGACGGGCAUAUAGGCAACGAGUUCAGCACAGGCCUCGCAGUGCAAGCCUUAAUAGCAAUGGGCAGCCAUGUUGCAGAGUGCGCCGCCUCAAUGGAGGCCAUGAGGACCGGUGCCAGAAGCAACACAUACAACAACCCCAUGGCCAUCUCCCAGAUCCUUCCAGCUCUCCAGCAGAAAUCAUACAUGGCAGUUAAAAGCAAGCAGUGCCUCAAUGAGGACGACACGCUGGUGCUGGAGCCCAUAGAUCCUGUGGUGGUUUUAGCGCGUGAGUCCAAGGUGACUGUGAUGGUGGAGGUGGUGGCAUCCAGCGGGGCAGCUGCGAUUUACUCUGUGGAUGCACCAUUGGGUAGCUCUCUGUUGGAUGCCCUUGCACUUCUCAAGGGCAAACAUGUUGGCUUCACGUUUGAGAAGGAGUCCAGCCUGUGGGGACCCUUCUUAAGUAUGGUCAACGGAGAGCAGGCCAGACAGAGCGACCGCAGAUACUGGCACCUCUCCUCUGAUGGCACUGCACUCAGUCAGGGUGUCAAUGAUUUCAGGAUUGAGUCUGCUCAAAAGAUAACCAUAAAAAACACGAGCUACUAGUGAGUCGGUGCUAAUGCAACAGUGGCUGAAGAUCAAAGGCAUUUCAAUCAGGACUUUUUUUUCUAUUUGAUGUUUUAACCAGUGAUUCUACUUAAUUGGUUUCACAGGAUUUUUGCAUUUCAAGGUUUGAAGCUUGAAUAAAAGGGUAAUUUAGAACUAAUUGAACUCGCAUUGCUGGGAAUAUUCCAAGUUUAGUCUGUCAAUUAUAAAGCCGUUUCCUAAUGAAUGUGUGCGUGUGUUUGAUUGUGCUUAUAUAAACAAAUAAAAAAAUGUGUAAUGGAUUUUUAAA